AUGGCUACACCGGACGGCGCGGAGGAGCGCGUGCCGCAGCGGGGCCGAUCUCAGAGCGACCCGAGCGUCCUGACCGAGGCUCGCGCCGAGCUCGCACACCGUGCAGAUGCCAUGGAGCAGCCGAGAACGCUUCACUCUGGUUGUAUGGUGACGGGGGUCCGCACUCCACCCAUCCGCCGCAACAGCAAGCUAGCCAGCCUGGGGCGCAUCUUCAAACCUUGGAAGUGGAGGAAAAAGAAAAACGAGAAGUUGAGGCAAGGCUCUGCAGGCUUGGAAAGGAAAGUGUCAUCACGGCAGAGCCGCGAUGAGCUGGUGAGGAAGAGCGUGGCAGAGACGGGCACAGGUUCUGGUCUGGCGUGUGGGGGGAGCUCAGAGGAACCAGAGAUGCCGACUCAGGAAUAUUCGGACUGCGAGGAGAGAGAAGAAGAGGCCAUGGCGCCGCUGGCCAGCAACACAGAGGACCUGGGGUCAGACGAGGACAAUCCUUCCACAGUACAAGAUGCCACAGAAUACACUGAGACCGCAGAGGAGAACACCCACAAUGAAGAAGAAGAAGAGGAGGAGGAAGAGAUUUCAACAUCUGAACCAUCCAUCAGUGACGGCGUUCCUCUUGCCGAAGUCGUCCGUAGCGUGGAGGAGUUGAAAGCAGCGCCUGUGCUAAGAGAAGUGCGCACUCCUCCUCCCAGAGUGCCUGCAAAGCUCCUGCCCAGGCUGGGGAGUCUGGACAGUUCACACCCCACACACCAGACACGUCCGGCUCCAGCCACACUUCCCAGGAACUUCACUCUUCCCAAAGACACGCUGAGGGGCCGGAUAUCCACCCCUACAGGCUCACCACACCUGGGCAACAUGCACCCGCUGCUUCCCCCUACCUGCAUCAUCGAGGAACUACACCGAGCGCUGGCCACCAAGCACCGGCAGGACAGUUUCAACAGUAAAGAGGUGCGCUGUUCGCCGAAGCGCCGCUCGGACGGUCACGUGUCUCGCACCUCCAGCACGGACAGCGAGCCGCAGGGAGGAGAGGUGGAGAGCAAGAAGGAGGCGGAGGAGAAUAAAGAGAACAUGGGUCUGGAUGAGUACUACAGCGAUCAGGACAGCUGGAACGAAUCUGUGAUCUCGGGGACACUACCACGGCGGAUAAGGAAAGAGCUGCUGGCGGUAAAGCUGCGUAACCGACCCAGCAAACAGGAGCUGGAGGACAGGAACAUCUUUCCGGUGCGCAGUGACCAGGAGCGUCAGGAGAUCCGCCAGCAGAUAGAAAUGAAACUGGCCAAGUUACACAUUCAGCCCUCCAGGCAUCCCAAAACCUCGAGCACACACUCCUUCUCCAGUGCAGUCAUUCUCCUGGACUUCCUGUGCGUCUGGGCCGGGGCAUUAAGACAGUUCACUGCGUUCCAAGGGUCUCUGACUCGCAUCUACGCUCCGACACUCCCUUCAGAUUCUGCGUCGCUCAGCCUCUCAUUGCUCUGA
Molecule: messenger RNA, 1470 nt
Organism: Pangasianodon hypophthalmus (striped catfish)
Lineage: Eukaryota; Metazoa; Chordata; Actinopteri; Siluriformes; Pangasiidae
Gene: phactr3b
Product: phosphatase and actin regulator 3b
Exons: 9
Coding region: 1-1470 (489 amino acids)
Biological process (GO): actin cytoskeleton organization
Molecular function (GO): actin binding
Source: RefSeq, a predicted model, not a curated record